UGAUACCACGUGCCAGUCAGCUAAGAGCUUGCUAUCAUCGGUAGCUCGGGGACAACGGCAUCCUCCUAUUGUUAUUUAGAACAAUGCCUUGGAUGCCAUACGAUACCUGAUGCCACAAGGCGUCCUUCAUUCCGCAUAAGCGGAGCCACUCGACCGUUGCUGUAAAUCGUAAAACACAUAUAAGUCCCAAUCUUUUACAAUAUCCCUUAACUACCUUCCAUCAUGUAACGCCCUACCCUAACCGAUGCAUUCAACAACUUUCGGGUCACCCUGGCCCAGUACGCCAACGACGUGACUAGGUUCCCUGUCAUGGUCAAUGAAAUCAAGCGUAUUUUGGCUGCUGUCCAAGCCGCUCAAGAUACAGCAGCUUUCUACGCUCGUACCCCUUACGACAUACCUUCCGUUCUGAAGGAGCGUGUCGAAGUCGUCCCCGCUCUGGAAUAUGACAGACCCAACACAAUAGACGACGAAUUCAAACCUCAGCCUAGCGAACCCUUGAACUGGUCCGAAACGAUGCUGCGUCGAUUUCAUUAUCAAGUUUCUCCGAUCAGGGACUAUACGCGUUCGUUGGCGCUUCAAUUCCGGCUCUUGCGGACAAGCGGUCCAGAUGAUUCUGUUGCUACUUCGGUUCAGUUGGAUAUAGAGUAUGGGGACACAAAGAGUGAAGCAUUUGUCUGUUGCUGGGAGAAUCCGACCAGAGCGUCGGAUGGGGAGCGUCGGAUGGUGGGGCGCAUGAUUUACUCGAGAAUAUACUCCGGUGUCGACGGGGGCUCGGAGACGCUUACACCAAUCACUUUUCUGGAACUUCUGCUCGGCGAAGAGGUUUGGAAGGCGGUCAACGAAUUUAACAUAACGUUGCGGGGAGCAGAGACAACUCUCGAGGACGUCAUAGCGGAGAAAACUCAAAGGACGGUGGUAGUUGUAGAAGACACUUGAGAGAGGGAUAGUACGUGUUCUCACAGCCCAGUCCAGUAAAAUUAGGAGAUAACAG
Messenger RNA from Desarmillaria tabescens, 991 nucleotides. RefSeq lists its product as uncharacterized. NCBI's taxonomy places the organism in Eukaryota, Fungi, Basidiomycota, Agaricomycetes, Agaricales, Physalacriaceae. Bases 310 to 936 code for a protein of 208 amino acids. The record is from RefSeq and is a predicted model, not a curated record. The transcript has a single exon.